UAUGUCAUUGUAAAUGAUAUUACUUUCGAUGUAUGUUUAUUCAUUGAUUGUUAUCUUAAUCUUGCAAAAUUCCCAAGUGGAAAAUCAUGAAUGUUUUUCACACACAUUUAAAUACCAAAAUCUUUCUGUUAUUUCUCACAAUUUGCGAGAAACUGCUUUCGUAUACGCCAUAACUGCAGCCGGUGUAACUUAUUCUGUAACCCAAGCGUGCAGUGAAGGAGCACUUCUUCAAUGUACAUGUGACCGAAAUAAUAUUAGAGAUAAAUCAACAGACGGUAAAUGGGCGUGGGGAGGAUGUGGGGAUGAUGUAAAUUUUGGGUACCUAAAGUCGAAGGAAUUUAUGGACGCGAAGAAAAAGAAGCGGUGUGAUAUAACUACAAAAAUUCGUAUGCACAAUAACGAAGCUGGUAGACUAGCUGUGAAGAACCAUAUGAGGAGAGUCUGCAAGUGUCACGGACUGUCUGGAUCUUGCACAUUACAAACGUGUUGGCAGAAGAUGCCAUUGUUCAGGCAUGUUGGAAAUCGAUUAAAAGAAAAAUUUAAAGGCGCUUCCAAAGUGAUAAUUUCAAAUGAUGGACAGCACGUAAUCCCCGAAGGAGACACCAUAAAGAAACCAAGUGCUACAGAUCUUAUUUAUUCUGAAAAUUCGCCUGAUUUUUGUAGACCGAGUCGAAAGGCUGGUUCUUUGGGAACCAAAGGUCGCACAUGUGACUUGUACUCCAAAGAUGUCGGAGGUUGUGACCUUUUGUGUUGUAAGCGCGGUUACAAAAGAGGUUACCAAGUAGUAACUGAAAACUGUAAAUGUAGAUUUAUUUGGUGCUGUGAUGUUGUGUGCCAGAGAUGUGUUAAUAAUAAGACAAUUUACACUUGUUUAUGACAUCGUUCACUGAGCCUAUCAGUGAAACAGGAGUCAAAACUACGGAGGAGUAACGUCACAUGACUCAUUGAUGCGCUAUUAAGAAGAUAUAUUAAAAGAUUUAGAACAUUUAAUCGAAUCAAUUGAAAAAUAGAGUUAUUUUUCUAACAUUUAUUUCAGAAAAUAUCCUAAAUUGAAGCAUAAACUGAAUUGCAUUCGGCAUCUAUUUUCAAUCGAAAAUUAAUAGGAAGCUAAAGAUGAGGUUGUUAUAGUUAUUCUUGUCACUUAUUUAAAAUGAGUAAUUGAACAUAUCAAACACAAUACAUAUUAAUUUCAUUGCUUGUAUAAAGGAAAAAAACCCGAUUGACUAUAAAAAUACCAACAAAAGAAAACUGAAAACGUUUUUUAGAUGUAGACAGACAGAAGACUGGCUGUGAUGAUGGUUUCUCUCGAAAUCACAAAGAUAAUGCGAAAGUGUCAUCGAAACUUACUGUUUCGUCUUAUCUCGUAUACACACACACACACAUACACACAUGCGCGCAUACACACACGCGCACAUACACACAGACGCACACACACACACAUAUAUAAAACAUUUGUAUAUUAUAAUUUGGGGACUAAAUGUAAAGACACUUAAAGACGUAAUUGUAAAUGAUGAGGAGGUUUAUAUCGACAAAACAUUUAUACCAAGAUGAGACAGACACUUAUAUAUAUAAAAAAAAAUCAAUUGAAACUAUAAUAUGCAAAAUCUCCAAGUAUUUUAAUGCUGUCAUAGUCUUUAAAAUUGUAAAUUCAAAUUGUUCUUUUUUUUAUAUACGUUCUU
This is a messenger RNA of Octopus bimaculoides (California two-spot octopus), 1679 nucleotides long. RefSeq names its product protein Wnt-6. The record is from RefSeq and is a predicted model, not a curated record. Gene Ontology annotation, cellular component: extracellular region. NCBI's taxonomy places the organism in Eukaryota, Metazoa, Mollusca, Cephalopoda, Octopoda, Octopodidae. Gene Ontology annotation, biological process: multicellular organism development; canonical Wnt signaling pathway; neuron differentiation. Gene Ontology annotation, molecular function: frizzled binding; cytokine activity.